Molecule: messenger RNA, 873 nt
Organism: Pseudomassariella vexata
Lineage: Eukaryota; Fungi; Ascomycota; Sordariomycetes; Amphisphaeriales; Pseudomassariaceae
Product: mitochondrial glyco protein
Exons: 2
Coding region: 1-873 (290 amino acids)
Biological process (GO): cytosolic ribosome assembly
Cellular component (GO): mitochondrial matrix
Source: RefSeq, a predicted model, not a curated record
AUGAUGUCUAUGCGAACUAUCGCGCGCUCUGCACCCCGGACUCUGACCCGUCUUAGCAGUGCAGCCCUUAGACAAUCGGUAGCCAGACCCAGCAUCCUGCUCAAGUCAACAUUGGCACCCCUCAGAUCUUCCCAACUCACAUCUUCCUUCUCUACGACACAAUUCCGGAGAGCGCCGGCUGGUGAGGUCGACGAGGAGCUGUCGGUGAAGCUAGAGAGCGAGCUCCAGUUCGAGGGCGAGAUGAAGGAGAACGAGCAACUGCCCGCAAGCGUCAAGGACUUUCUGGAGAAUAGCCCCUUCGAGCUCAUUGACACCCCCGGCAAGGAGGAUGUCAUUCUCAAGCGCAAGUUUGGCAAUGAGACCAUCACCGUUUCCUUCUCCAUUUCCGACCUUGCCAACUACGAGCCUGAUAUGUUCAACGAGGAUAACGCUCUUGCCGACGAAGAACUUGAGGGCCCCGAGGCGCGCACCGCCGAGGCAGAAGCCGAGGAGGGUCUCGAGGGCGAGGAGGAUGCUGAUGCCGCCGUUCCCUGCCGCCUCAACGUUGUGGUAGAGAAGGACGGCAAGGGUGCCCUCAACAUCGAAGCCGUUGCUCAGGAUGGCCAGAUCCUGGUCGAGAACUUCUACUACUACAAGGACGCCAAGCUCGCCCACGGCGAGUCGGCCGAGAUCUCCCACCAAGCCCAAGACACCUACCCCGGUCCUCCCUUCGGCAGCCUGGACGAGGACCUUCAGAUGCUGAUGGAGCGCUACUUGGAGGAGCGUGGUGUUACACAGGCUAUGGCCGUCUUUGUGCCCGACUACAUGGACACCAAGGAGCAGAAGGAGUACCAGACAUGGUUGAAGGAUGUCAAGCAAUUCAUUGACGCUUAA